Molecule: messenger RNA, 1689 nt
Organism: Miscanthus lutarioriparius
Lineage: Eukaryota; Viridiplantae; Streptophyta; Magnoliopsida; Poales; Poaceae
Source: the annotation of a GenBank genome assembly
AUGGCCUUAGGUGACUUGCAUGGGGACUCUAACCGAUAUGACUGGACUAGCCUCAGUGAUGAACUCAAGUCAAAUUUGUCUAGAAGUGUUGCCUCACUUGCUUUGUGCAAUGGAGACAAAGUGUUAUUUGCAUGCUCAGGCAUAGCUAUAGAAUCCCAGGAGAAUCUUACAAGGUUCUUGACUUCAGCAACUUUGGCCAGAGCUUUCAUCAGUGACGAUAAAAGAAAAUUCCAUAACUUAAAGAUUAAAGUGCGCCAUGAAGGCAGUGAAGUGUACGAGGGUGUUUUGUCUGAAUAUGAUUUAGAUCGCAACUUUGCUAUUGUCAUCGUCAGCACCUCCCUCGAUGUUCAUGUUGGACUUUUCAAACAUAAGGUGGAAAUUCUGCCCCGUGGUAUGGUGCUAGCUUUAGGACGUGGCAUCUCUGGCAAAUUAGUACCCACAAAUGUGAUACUCACUAGUGAAGAUAAUGAAGCUCCUCUUUGGCAAAUGUCAGAGGUUUGGGAAGGUGGGCCACUUUUUACUUUUGAUGGGAACUUUGUUGGCAUGAACCUUUUUUUGGUUAUUGUAAGAGCCCAUUUCAUCUCAUGGGGCUCAAUUCUCGAUUGGCUGAAGUGUACAUCCCUGCAAAAGAAGACAAAGGUAGCCAGGUUUGGAUCCAGACCCACAUGUGACAAAUUGAAUGGCCAUUCAGAAGUGCACAGACCAAUACACAGAGAUGAUAUGACCAGCGGAUAUUGUGAGGAUCUAGAGUCCCUGGGUUACCCUAUGCCACAAAUAGACAUGGCUGAUGAUGGCAUGAUUUUGGUUAAUACUUUUGAAGAGACUUUUGGUGAUGCAUAUCGAGAAGGUGUCUGGGAUGAAUUCAGUAGAAGUGCUUCUUCUGACAUAGAUCGCUAUGUUGUCGCACUAGCUUCAUUUAAAGGAGGGAAAAGGCAUUUCGCAUGCACGGGUUUUUUUAUUGAAUGGAAUGGAUCUACUACUGUUCUGACAUCAGCGAGCUUGGUUAGAAGUUCUAGUGAUGAAAACAAGACUGAUGAAAAUUUGAGGAUUGAAGUGUUGCUUCCCAACAAACGGCGCAUAGAGGGCUUGCUAGAGCAUUAUAGUCUACAUUACAAUGUUGCCCUAGUAGGUGUCAGGGAUUGCCGUGUUGUUCGACCAGCAAGUAUUCAGCCUUACUGGUUUGGGUGUUCUAAAGUGGCAUCUGUAGGGCGUUCUUUCAUAUCAGGCGCAUUAAUGGCCACAAGUGGGCAGCUUGUUUCCUGGUCAGGCACACUUGACUGCAUGUGCAUUGUACGGUCAUCGUGUAAAAUCACCAAGGCUGGGAUUGGAGGACCCCUUGUUAAUAUGCUGGAUGGCAAAGUUAUUGGCAUGAACUUCUAUGACAAGAGAAUAGGAACCCCAUUCCUUCUGUGGAAAGAUAUUGACAACAUUCUGGCACAUUUCGUGGAAAAAAGUAAGGCUGGCGAAGUUGGGCGUGACGAUUGUGAUCCCUCUAGAGCCCGUUUCUGGAAAAUGGCUGGAGAUGACAGUGAUCGUCCAAGCAGGUGGCCUGUGCCUGAGCCAUGUUGGCUUCGUCCUGACGAUUUGGUUGAGGAUGAAUCUGAGGAUGAUGAGUUGGGAAUUGAACUCCCAAGCGGCCGCAGGAAGAGAUAUGGGUACUUAGGUGGAAGAAAAGUUAUAUUAUUCUAG